UUUUCUAUUUCCAGACAAGUACAGAACUAGUUGUUAAAUAGAACUUGUGUAUGAGUUUUUUUGGCUUCAGAUCACUACGGUCUGAUAAAGAAUUGAUAAAAAUGAUAAAGAAAAAUAUACUUUCAUUUCUGUUGGUUAUUCUGCAUUUUUCGUCCGUAAAAACUCAAAAAAUUGCACAAGAAAAAUGUGCGGAAUAUGGUCAGGCGGUCUAUCAAGCAGAGACUGUUCCUUUUUUUCGAAGUAGUGGUAGAACAAAAAUGGUGUCUACCUGUACGAUGUAUGAUAACACUUUGAUUGUAGGUGGAAAGGCAGCAAGAAUUAAAGAAUUUCCUCAUAUGGCAGCGAUUGGUUUUGGCACUUUGGAAGGCGAAGAAAUCAUGUGGUUGUGCGGCGGUUCAUUGAUCAGCGAAAAGCACGUUCUAACAGCCGCUCACUGUACUAUAUCUCGCCGUGGUCCUCCUCGAAGAGUAAGAUUAGGUAUGGUCGAUCUCUUUGACAACAGCAGUUACAUUCAAGAAAAAUCUGUGGAAAAAUUUGUCAAUCACCCGCAGUAUAAAAGACCCAGAAAAUACCAUGACAUCGCCAUAGUUUUUCUGGAAAGCCCCGUUAUAUUUACACCGUUUGUUCGACCUGCCUGUGUGAAUACUUUGGAGAAUAUCAAUCAAAAACAUGCACAAGCUAUAGGAUUUGGAAAAAGAUUUUAUGAUGAUAAUGACAGAAGUACUACAUUGCUCAAAGUCAAACUGCCUUUAUUUUCUAACGAAGUGUGCAGUAAAUAUAUUCUUACUCAUCCUAUUGAGAUGCCCAAUGGCUUGAUUGACAGUGAGAUGUGUGCAGGUGAUUUAGAUGGAGGCAGAGACACGUGCGAAGGUGAUUCUGGAGGACCAUUACAAGUUGUUCAGAUGGAACCUUAUUGUACUUAUAGCAUCAUUGGCGUGACAUCAUUUGGGAGAUUUUGUGGCAUGAAGAAUUCCUUGGGAGUAUACAGUAAAGUUGAUCAGUUUGUGCCUUGGAUUGAGAGUGUUAUCUGGCAAUAGAGCACAGAUUAGACAGCGUGAUUUAAAAAAAAAUAAAG
This is a messenger RNA of Sitophilus oryzae (rice weevil), 1075 nucleotides long. RefSeq names its product serine protease snake-like. Bases 51 to 1037 code for a protein of 328 amino acids. Gene Ontology annotation, molecular function: serine-type endopeptidase activity. The record is from RefSeq and is a predicted model, not a curated record. Gene Ontology annotation, biological process: proteolysis. NCBI's taxonomy places the organism in Eukaryota, Metazoa, Arthropoda, Insecta, Coleoptera, Curculionidae. The transcript is spliced from 6 exons.